AUGGCACCAGCCAAUCCGCCAACGUCGCUCGUGAACUCUAUCAAAACGAUUGAAGCUUUGAAGGUUCUGAUUAUCGUAUUGACCUCCGCACUCCCGCCCACCCUUCCACCCCCCGGAUCAUCCAUCAGGAAGCCAAUCGUGUUUUACACGGCCCAAGCUAUCGUUUACACCAAGCCUGACUCAUUUGCGGAAUGGAAGCUACUAGCCGAGAGCGAACUCGGCGACUCGACAUGGGAGGCGGUAGAGAACCUUUACUGCAAGCUGCAAGAGCAGGUUGGAGAAGUGAUGCGUAAGUCGAGAUCAAAACAUUGGCUUGAAUGA
Molecule: messenger RNA, 321 nt
Organism: Alternaria postmessia
Lineage: Eukaryota; Fungi; Ascomycota; Dothideomycetes; Pleosporales; Pleosporaceae
Exons: 2
Coding region: 1-321 (106 amino acids)
Source: RefSeq, a predicted model, not a curated record